AUGAGAUUGUUUUCACUGAUUCUGCUUUCCAGCCUUGCUGUUGCGGCUCCUAGCCCUAUUCUGCAUGCUAGAGCAGCAGUAAAUGACCCGUGCAAUAUCGGAUAUUGCACUCAGAAUGGAGGGACAACCGGAGGUGGCAGUGCCAAACAGGUCACCGUCAAGACCCUCACUGAAUUAGCUACCGCUGCCAAUGCAGAUGGCGCUUCAGUCAUCCUGGUUGAAGGCAAUAUCUCAGGUGCCGCCAAGGUUCAGGUUGGAUCUGAUAAGUCUAUCAUCGGCAAGGCUGGCAGUUCCCUCACCGGUAUCGGUCUUACAAUUCUCAACCAGAAGAAUGUCAUCAUCCGAAACAUGAAGAUUUCCAAGGUUGAGGCUGACUACGGUGAUGCGAUCACCAUCCAAACGUCGACCAAUGUGUGGGUUGAUCACUGCGAUCUCUCUGCAUCAAGAGAUGGCGAUAAAGACUUCUACGACGGUCUAGUUGAUUUGUCGCACGCUGCUGAUUGGGUGACCAUCUCGCACACUUUCUUUCAUGACCAUUCCAAGGGCUCGCUGGUCGGUCGCUCUGACAAGGACGUCGCUGAGGAUACUGGCAAGUUGCAUGUAACAUAUGCCAACAACUACUUCAACAACGUUCGAAGCCGCGGUCCUCUUCUCCGAUUUGGCACAGCGCAUAUCAUCAAUCAGUACUAUGACACCAUGGAUACGGGUCUCAACAGCCGCAUGGGUGCUCAGGCCCUUAUUCAAUCUUCUGUCUUUACAAACGUCGGAAAGAAGGCUAUCUUCAGCGAGUCAAGCGCUGAAAUCGGCUACGUCGUUGCUGAAGAUGUUGUCCUUAGUGGAGAGAGUCAGAACACGGCUGCCAAGGGUACUCUGACUCCAAGCAAGAUCCCUUACAAGUUUACCCUGCUCGGCUCUAGCAAAGUUGCUUCAACAGUUCCUGGGGAGGCAGGCCAAAAGCUAAGCUUUUAG
Fusarium sp. VM40 is the source of this 969-nucleotide messenger RNA. NCBI's taxonomy places the organism in Eukaryota, Fungi, Ascomycota, Sordariomycetes, Hypocreales, Nectriaceae. The record is from the annotation of a GenBank genome assembly.